AUGGCAGAGCUGGCACUGGCUAUUAUUCCUCUGGGAAUAACAGUUACAUCUGGUCUCGUCAAAUAUCUGAAAGCCUUCAACGAUCACGAUGACGACCGUACUCGGCUUGUGCGCCAGGCUGAGCGCUUUUCAAGCACUUUUCAAUCCCUUGAAGCCGUUUUGAAACGCUCUCGAUCGAAUCCAGAACUUUCUCUGUCGGUAUCAGAGGCUUCUGGCUGUCUUGGAGAAUGCCAAAAGGCAUUACAAGAACUGGACACUCUUCAACAUAAGAUCUUUGCCACCGCUGCCAACGCUGCACCGACGACUCACCACGCGCAUACAAAGGCAAAGAUCAAAGAUGGAUAUAAGAAGCUUAUAUAUCCGCUACUAAAGUCCGACAUCGGAGUUCUAGGAGAAGCUCUGAAUGGGCUUUCAACAACGCUGGAUCUAGUUUUAGGGAUACUUCACCUUGACGAACAAUCUUUGACAAGAGAGAUUCUGAAUCAGCAAAUGGCCGAUAUUCAGAGAAAUACAAUCAUCAACUCCAAUACCUCGACCGCUAUCGAAGAACUGCGCCAGCCUAUUUCGCAAAUAGAUUUGGCCCUCCCAGUUCUCCAGACUUCCCUGGAUUCCGUUAUUCCCCAUUUUAACGAUAGGUUUGACCAGAUCUCCUACCAGAUUUCUUACCAGCAUGCCCAGAUGCAAGCUCAAAUCCAGGCACUUCUCGAUACGUCCGAACCUGCCAGAUAUCAGGAUCUUCCGGCCACAAGCCCAAAGCGUUUAUACGAUCGCUCUGAAGGACAGAACAACUAUUUUUCGGCCUUUGAGAUAGAUCAGGAAACUUCUGCGUUUGCCAAAAGAGCUGAUUCUGUAUCUGUGUGUUCUUGCCUGUCACGACGCAUGCGUCAGCGCAAGAGGGCGGCAAUACAUCGCGUGGCCCCUGGGACCUUUGUUCCCGCCUCUAUCUACCGCCAACUGAACGCUGAGUAUGAAACAUCAGCUCCCAGCUAUACGUACCUUUCAUAUCUGCAUGAUAGGCGUGGACUCUUUGAUUAUCACUAUCUCAACCAGAGCGUGGCAAGUAGCUUACUGUAUGGGCCAGUUCACUACGGUCCUCUAGGCUUAGCAAUUAUCCGAAACAAUUUACAAGAAGUCGAGCGAAUCAUCUCCUUGCAUCCGAAUAUUCUAAAGGAGGUAAGCUACUAUAAGGAAACGCCGUUACAUAUAGCCAUUUACAGGCUAGAUAUCUUGAAAGUGCUGGCGAAACAAGCGAAUCCUGAAGAUUGGAUUCAAUGCAGCCUCGAUGGCGUGACUGUUCUUAGUCUUGCAAUGCAACUCAGCCGCGAGAUUUGUAACUCGGGGGAGAUUUCAGAUGAAUCAUCUUGUAUGUGCACAUUACCGCUUCGGAUCAUUUUAGCCGCUGGAUGCCCCAUCAUCCCUUACCGCGAUUUUCGUCGUUUGAAGGGUUCAUUUUCCCCAGAAGAAUACUUCUUCAAAGCUUUCCCUCACUGCAAAAUACUUCUGUCAAAGGAGCUGCGAUGUCGCCGUCGCCAGCUUCGUGACCUGGCCAAAAACAAUUUGUCAAUCACCGAGUUCAGCAACUUUACAACUCUGGAGGAAGUGCCCGACACUGAAGCUAUCGACAUGGAUAGGUUGCUUCGUCAAAAAGGGAUCCUUAGUCUGGGACUCCUCUCGACUUUCGUUGAUUUGCCUCAGCAGCAUGUCAGGUUCUAUUCUAGGUCCAUAUUCCUCGACCUCACAAGCCCUGGAGAUGCAGAUCUCUUCAUUGACUCCGGCUUCAAGAUAAUCGACUUUGAUCAAGAUCAUGACUCUUCAUUGGAUAGAGCGCUUUUGGCCAGAGUUUUCCCAAAAAUGCGUUUCAUUUCACUAGAUUACGCAAUAUGGCUUUUCGAACAUCAUGCCCCUUUAUGGAAAUGGAGCUACAGGUUCACGAGUCCGAUGCCCUCCGCUUUCGUUCUUGCCGACAUUCUCGGUAUACAAGACUACAAAUAUCUUAUCCAAGAUAAAACAAGUGAAAAGGCAGAAAAGUAUCUGGGCGAAUCGGUUUUAGUCGAUAACUGCACUUGUUUAUGUUCACCUGAUGGCUGUACCCCUUUUGCCUUAAGAAUGAAGUGGCUGGCAAAUCCCCAUCACAAGACUCAAGACCAUACACCUCAGGAUAUUGCAAAGGAUUUCGGUUGUUAUGUAGAGACAUAUGGCAAAGACCUGGAUAUUGACCAACACGUCAUCAUGGUGCAACAAGCAACAUUUGCUGCACUAGAACUAAGACAUACGUGUUUGGACAGGCCUGCGUAUAAUGAUUGGCCGAGCAGACCUGAGUGGAUUUACUGGCUGGACUCGGUGACAGAACUAGAGCCAGAUGAGAUGGAGUUUGAGUUUCUUAAUGUAGACGUGGAGGCAAGGAAUCAGUUGGAGGAGGUAGUUGUCAUGUUUCAAGACUUUGUGCUAACUGGAGACCAAACGACCAUUUCAGCCAAGGCUGACAGUUCAGUAUCUAAUGAGUUGAGUGUCGUUGGCAUAGCCGACCUCUACUACCGGCGGGUUUUGGAAUUCUGGCAGCACAUCUGGGCAAAUAGGAUCCAGGAUGCUCUGGAUGCUGUAGCCAAAGGAUGGGACGACAGGUUUGACGGAAUGAAUGAUCUUGUGCGAAUUUCGACUUGCGAGGAGACAGUACAAGAAGCAAGAGACAGCCUCGAGGAGGGUGAUGAUGAUGAGAUUUUCAACAGGAUUAUACAACAGAUGCAGGAUAUAUAG
Fusarium subglutinans is the source of this 2754-nucleotide messenger RNA. RefSeq lists its product as uncharacterized. Bases 1 to 2754 code for a protein of 917 amino acids. Lineage: Eukaryota; Fungi; Ascomycota; Sordariomycetes; Hypocreales; Nectriaceae. The record is from RefSeq and is a predicted model, not a curated record. The transcript has 4 exons.